Molecule: messenger RNA, 1299 nt
Organism: Aspergillus fischeri NRRL 181
Lineage: Eukaryota; Fungi; Ascomycota; Eurotiomycetes; Eurotiales; Aspergillaceae
Product: RNA binding protein
Exons: 4
Coding region: 1-1299 (432 amino acids)
Cellular component (GO): cytosol
Molecular function (GO): mRNA binding
Source: RefSeq, a predicted model, not a curated record
AUGCCUUCGCGCGACAGAGGACGAGCUCGAGCUCGAGCAUCAGAUGAAGAGUUCGUUCUAUUUCUCCAGGGUAUCCCAGCCCACUGCCGCUGGCAAGAGCUCAAAGACAUGGUACGCCAGACGGCCCUGCAUAUCCGACAGGCAGUCGUAUACGACGACCAGCACGGGUUUCCAACUGGUUUGGGGCAAAUUAUCGUGAAGAACGAAGAUGAAGCAUGGCGCACAUACCAUAGACUCUCCACCAACGGCUGGGAUGGACAGAGUCUCGUCGUCACUCUGGCUCGAACGAGCUCACCUACAAGGCCUGUUGCCGGUCCCACGAAAAGCCCCAGCUGUGUGAUUCCCCCGGCAUACGUGGCAGGCUAUUCCACUCCCCCUCGAGUUGCGCAGAACUUGGCCAUCCCUCCUUCACCAAUCUCCCCAGACACCCCCCUCGUCUCAAUGGCUCCAGCUCCAGCCCCAGCUUACCAGGGCCAGGGCCCAGAGUAUGCACCGGUCAUCAACCCAAUGGCCAUGCCCCCUCCUCCACCCCCCUAUCUCCAACCCUUCGUCCCCAUUUUCACCGACCAACUACCGAGCAUCCCACACUCGCCAUCCCUGACUCACUCCUUCUGCGACACUCUCGCCUUUGCCAUGCUCCCCACAUACCCUAUUCCCCCGCUACACCUUCCUCACCCCGACCACUCCUUCACCAACACCAACGGCAACAACAGCAACACCAACCCCCGACCAAGAACCACCUUCCACCCACACAAACCCUCAAGCAGCGACCAAACCCAACCAAAUCCCCGCUUCAGCCCCCGCCGCACAAUCUUCAUCCAAAACCUUAGCCCAACAACCACCCCGCACGACCUGACCCUCUUCCUCCAAGACGCAGGCACAAUCGAGCAGUGCGAGAUGCCCUUGAACCCCGACACAGGCCGCUGCAAGGGCUUCGCGCGCGUCACCUUCCGCUCUGCCGACGAGGCAAAGCGCGCCAUCGCGCUCUACAACACGGCGUUUUUUCUUGGCUCGAAGAUCAGGGUUAAGAUUGAUCGGAGUGGGUACUUUUCUUCGGGUCAGGGCCAUGCACAGUGCCAGGGUUACGCAGCGAGGGAGGGGUAUUAUCUGCCGAAUAGACCCAAUCAGCCUGAAAGGAAGUCCGCUGAGGGCGAUAUAACCCCUGCGCCGGGGACGGGUCCGGGUCCGAGGACGGUGGACAGGAACAGUGGGCCGCAGAGGGUGACGGAAAGGGACAGAUGCCAGCCACUUGUGGUGAAUGGGUCCGGACUGGGGAGCAAGACGGCGGUGGCGAUUUGA